Molecule: messenger RNA, 1584 nt
Organism: Rhododendron vialii
Lineage: Eukaryota; Viridiplantae; Streptophyta; Magnoliopsida; Ericales; Ericaceae
Product: FAD-dependent monooxygenase atmM
Exons: 4
Coding region: 93-1382 (429 amino acids)
Molecular function (GO): FAD binding; oxidoreductase activity
Source: RefSeq, a predicted model, not a curated record
AGACAUUAAGAACAUAUACGAACAUAAUUCCAAAUCCAAGAGAGAGAGAGAGAGAGAGAGAGAGAGGGAGGGAGGGAGAGGAGAGGAGAGAGAUGGAUGAGGGGAAGAAGAAGGGGAAGGCUGUGGUGGUGGGAGGCAGCAUAGCAGGACUAUCCUGCGCGCACGCGCUCAUAGCAGCAGGGUGGGAAGUGGUGGUGAUUGAGAAAUCAAGUGGACCACCCACUGGAAGCCCAACCGGUGCGGGACUCGGUCUCGACCCACUCUCUCAGGAACUCAUUGCGUCGUGGCUCGGUCGAACCCAUCUUCUCCACAAUUCCACCUUGCCUCUCACCAUCGAUCAGAAUGAAGCAACUGAUGGUGAAAACAAUAUCAACUGGAUGCUUACAAGAGAUGAGAACUUCAGUUUUAGAGCAGCACACUGGGUUGACCUCCACAGUCUUCUGUACAGUGCGCUGCCACCGCAUAUAUUUCUCUGGGGUCACUUGUACCUCUCUUUCUGCGUGUCUAAUGACAAGUCCAACGUUAAACUGAAGACUAAAAUUCUCCAAACUGGCGAAAUCAUCGAAAUAGUUGGUGAGCUGCUUAUUGCAGCAGAUGGGUGUCUUUCUUCGAUCAGAAGAAAUUUUCUUCCAGAAAGCAAACUAAGGUACUCAGGUUACUGUGCAUGGAGAGGAGUACUAGAUUUUUCAGAUAACAAGUAUUUAGAAGCAAUCACAGGCCUUAGGAAAGUGUAUCCAGAUCUUGGAAAAUGCUUAUACUUCAGCUUAGGAUAUGGAACGCAUAGCGUGCUUUAUGAGCUUUUGAACCAAAAGAUUAAUUGGAUUUGGUAUAUCAAUCAACCAGAGCCAGAACUUAAGGGGAAUUCAGUGACCACAAAGGUAAGCAGUGACAUGAUCCAGAAAAUGCACGAAGCUGCAGAGAAGGUUUGGGUUCCUGAAUUGGCUAGAAUUAUGAAAGAAACAGCGGAACCUUUCAUAAAUGUCAUCUACGAUUGUGUCCCUUUAGAACAGAUAUUUUGGGACAAUGUUGUAUUAGUCGGAGACGCUGCUCAUCCAACAACCCCUCAUGGCUUGAGGAGCACAAACAUGACAAUAUUAGAUGCUGCUGUUUUAGGCAAGUGCCUUAAGAAGUGGGGAGUGGAAGCUCUACAUUCAGCGCUUGGAGAAUUCCAGUCUAUAAGGCUUCCGGUGACUUCUAAGCAAGUGCUGCAUUCUCGUAAAAUGGGUCGCAUCAAACAAGGUUUAGUUCUGUCUGAUCGCAAGCCUUUCGAUCCGAAGGUGGCCACUCCGGAGGAAUGCUACGAUCUUCAGCAGAAAUACAUGCCUUUCUUUGGUGAAGUUCCUUCAAUACUUCAGAAGACACAUGCUCCAUUCGAUUGCUAAGUUAUUGUUGUCGGCCUGUUAAUCAUAUGCAGGUUGGAUUGUCUUAUUGGUUAAUCAACCCGAGUUCAUGUCUCCAUUGAUACAUGUAUUACUAGCUGUUAACCUAAACUUGUAUAGAAACAUGUACCAUGAUAGCUGAGACCACAUUCAAAAGAACGGAUUUUAUAGACAAGACAUAUUGCAUGUGACUGAGAUUAACAAA